Messenger RNA from Fopius arisanus, 569 nucleotides. It is a transcript of the gene Srx, whose product is annotated as Sulfiredoxin. Gene Ontology annotation, biological process: cellular response to oxidative stress. The transcript is spliced from 3 exons. Bases 87 to 494 code for a protein of 135 amino acids. The record is from RefSeq and is a predicted model, not a curated record. NCBI's taxonomy places the organism in Eukaryota, Metazoa, Arthropoda, Insecta, Hymenoptera, Braconidae. Gene Ontology annotation, molecular function: sulfiredoxin activity. Gene Ontology annotation, cellular component: cytoplasm.
CUCCCGAUUGGUCAAGUUUAACCUUGUGACAUGAAUAAUAGUCCCCCUCCCCUCGCCACUCGAGUGGCUCAUAGAGAUUGUGGACGAUGCAAAACAUUAAAAAAUUAAACAGAAGCGGACUGCACACCUUUUAUCGACGAUUAAAAAUGAGAGCACAUGAUUCAACAAGUAUUCACUCGAGUAAUACUGCUGAUGUGUACGAUAUACCAAUGAACGUAUUGAUACGGCCGAUACCACCUGAAGUGAACGAAACCAAGGUCAAAGGCCUGAUGGAGACGAUUCAAGAUCCCGAGACUGUCGACCUGGUACCACCGAUCGAUGUCCUGUGGAUUACUGGACGAGAAGGUGGAGAUUACUAUUACUCCUUCGGUGGUUGCCACCGAUAUACUGCUCACAAACGUCUCGGAAGGCCCACGAUAAAGGCGAAACUCAUAAAAUCGACAAUUACCGAUUUACAAACGUACCUGGGAAGCUCAACUCCUGAUUUAAAAUGAAUCCUGCGUUGACAAUUUGGCAUUUACAAGUUGUGCACAAUUUGUUUUAUUUUGUAAUAAAUUCAUUUGUUAUUA